Dermochelys coriacea (leatherback sea turtle) is the source of this 950-nucleotide messenger RNA. RefSeq lists its product as uncharacterized. NCBI's taxonomy places the organism in Eukaryota, Metazoa, Chordata, Testudines, Dermochelyidae. The coding region runs from base 280 to 894 and encodes 204 amino acids. The transcript is spliced from 2 exons. The record is from RefSeq and is a predicted model, not a curated record.
GAUCAGUUUCUUUUACGUUACAAAUCCCGCCAGGCCAAAACCUGCUGUCAGUUGUACCAGCGUCAACCCGGAGUUACUCCGCAGCGGCACCGGUUAAAGGGAGCGUAGCACUCGCCCUGCAGCAGCUGACUGGCGUGAAGCUCAUCCCCCUUCACACGCAGGGCGGGCGGCCCGAACAGGAAUGAGGAAGUGGAGCAGCUGGUGAAGGUGAAUGUUUAAAAAGGCGCCAGCGCCCGGGCGGCUCCGGCCCAGGCCCAGGCGGACGAAGGCCCGACCCUGAUGCUACGUGCUCACCCUCACGCGGGAGCGCACUCCGGCUCGGCCCCGCUCCUUCUCCAGGCUGGCCGCCCUCGGGGGCGUCGGCAGGGGGUGAGCCCCGCUGGGGGCAGCAGCUCCGCCUUGCACUUCGCUUCCCGCCGCCGCUUGCAAGCGUCAGCGCGGCGCCAUGUAAACCGGGCUGCGGAGCGGCGCGGCCCGGCCGGCGGGAGCGGCCGCCUCGUCCUCCUCCCCUGCAGCCGCAGCGCAGCGGGGAUUUCCCCCCCCCCCCCUUGCUCUAGAGAGCGGCCCGGGCGGCUCCGUCUCGCAGACCCGUCAGCAGCUGCCCUUUCGCAGCGAGUUACCUUCCCCUCUCCCUCCCCUGCCCUGCCGCCGCCGCUGCUCUCACUUCCUUCCUGGCUGGAAAUUCCCACUGACGUUUCGAGAGCGAGAGAGAAGCGGAGGCCGCCGCGGAAGGGCGGGGAGGUUGCCAACGAGAGAGGCGCUCCCAAGGCGGAGCAGCUCCCGGGAUGCCCGCGGGGGGAGAGGGCAGCGCAGAUUGCCCAAGCAGAUGCCGUAGCACAGCAAGCAUGGAGCCCGUUCAGCUCACCGCAGCAGUUAAGACCACCUUGCGCGUGAUCAUGCAGUUUAUGCAGAACCAGAACCUGAAAAACCAGGCGAGGAGGCGACCGCAG